AUGGAAGUUCAACACCAGCUGCAUGGAGUUUCGCAGCGCCUCUAUGUUCUGCCCAUGUCGUCGAUCCCUCGAACAGCAGACGAUUUCAGAUCUGAAAGAACGCCUCGUCCUACCUUGCCAAGAAUCAGCACAAGCGAUACGGCAAUGAGUUCCAUGUUCAGAAACCACGAGGCAAAACUUAGAAGAAGAUUCAGUGACAAGGAGUUUUUGAUCCACGGAAAUGCAAUCUUGUCUCAGAAUGCAACAUCGCAGAAGCCGAGGAAAGUCAAGCCUGUGGAGAUCGAAUCUACUUGGAGUCAGCAAGUCAAAUUUAUCAACGAGAGAAGAUCCAGGUUUGUGGAGAAAAAGCAGCCAGAUGUUGCUGAUGAAUACGGAAAUGCUUCAAGACAGAUCAAUAUCAUUCUGAAUGGAAAGCUAUAUGAUGGAGCAGGGGACGUUCUGAGAACAAGAAAACUACAGCAGAUUUCACCAGGGAAGAGCAAGCGAUUAUUCUCCAUCACUCGUUCCAAUGGCAAGAAAACAGGGGAGAUGCAAGUUGCAGGGGUAUCGUGCAAGCUUCCUGAGCACAGAGUUGAGCACACGUUUGUAACGAGCGAGGAAUCUUUCAAGGCACUGAAGAGCUACAUCCCCACCCUCGAAGACAUAGUGAACAAGGAGCUAGACGACAUGAGACUCGAAACUCGAGUGACCGGAAACUCCUCGCUUGUUCGCCAGAUGAAAACUCAGGCGCUCAAGUUUAGAAGGUUCUUGGAAAGCGUGAUUACAUCUUCCGAGAGACUAGGAGAGGUGGCAUUCCGUGAAUGCUGGUUUGCGGAGCAUGUGUCUGCAAAGACAAGGAGAAAGAUUCUGAGCGAUACGUGGAGCACGUUGACAUCCAACGACUUUCGGAUCGCAGAAGACUUCUUCCGAAUGUUCGUUCCAGACCUUGCGGAGCUGAGCACUAAGGCUGAGGAUGACGAUGAGGAAAGCGGUGAACUGCUCGUCAAGAUGUUCGAGACCUUGACAGGAAGGCCGUUGCAAGCCCUGGAGGACGACGAUGCGAUUGUAUCUCAACACCCGGAGACUGCGAACAGAUAUGAGAGACUGAAAGAGCUCGACUCCGAGCUUGCUCAGACAUGUCUCCUGUGCCGAGCGAUGAUUGUUCCUCAUUUCUUCUUGAUCCUCUUGUCGUCUCAUGGCAAGCAAAUCUCAGUCUCCGUCAACUGCCCACAGAGCGAGCACCAGAAGCUUUGGGUCAAGACUUGCUUGUUGAUCAAAGUUCAGCAAGUGCUCGAGUCCUUGCUCAACUGUCUUCCCCGUCGCAUCGUCAACUCGUCUUGUCCUGUAGUCCCAUGUGGGAUCCCUAGAACGGCGAUCGGCUGA
Guillardia theta CCMP2712 is the source of this 1362-nucleotide messenger RNA. RefSeq lists its product as hypothetical. The transcript is spliced from 11 exons. Lineage: Eukaryota; Cryptophyceae; Pyrenomonadales; Geminigeraceae. The coding region runs from base 1 to 1362 and encodes 453 amino acids. The record is from RefSeq and is a predicted model, not a curated record.